Molecule: messenger RNA, 753 nt
Organism: Chondrus crispus (carragheen)
Lineage: Eukaryota; Rhodophyta; Florideophyceae; Gigartinales; Gigartinaceae
Product: Enoyl-CoA hydratase/isomerase
Exons: 1
Coding region: 1-753 (250 amino acids)
Biological process (GO): fatty acid beta-oxidation
Molecular function (GO): enoyl-CoA hydratase activity
Source: RefSeq, a predicted model, not a curated record
AUGACUCAGGCCUCUCAGAUAACAAUUGAGAAGAUCGAUUCGAGUAUCGCCAUUCUUUCGAUCUCUAAUCCACCGUAUGGGUUCAUGGACGACACCACUGAGAAGGAAUUGGUGUUGGCGCUAGAUUCUCUUGACGCGGACAAGAAUGUCUCGGUUGUCGUUCUGACCGGGGGUCAGCCGGAUGUAUUCAUCCGGCAUUACGAUACUUUGGUCCUUGAAGCCAGAGGUCGGCAAAUGGCUGCUCGAGGUCUUAAGUUUGACUUAAAACGUCCUGUGCCGGAAGUUGGUAUUCAUCGCGUGCUCAGACAAAUUGAGAACAGUAGCAGCACGUUUAUUGCGGCAAUCAAUGGUGAAGCAAUGGGGGGCGGAUUCGAGUUAGCACUUGCCUGCGAUCUUCGAAUUGCCCAGGCCGGUGAAUAUUCAAUUGGUUUGCCUGAAGUCAAUCUGGGUUUGCUGCCAGGCGCUGGUGGAACCCAACGCUUAACGCGCCUGGUUGGUAAAGCAAAAGCGCUAGAACUAAUGUUAAUGGGCGAUACUUUGCGCCCGCGAGAAGCGAGAUCGUACGGCUUGGUCAAUGAUGUUGUGAACGAACCAGUACUGCCGGUAGCUACCCAGUUGGCACGUGUCAUUGCGUCCAAACCUGCGAACGCCAGAGCACGAAUCAAAUACCUGAUCCAUCGUGCGCAGACGUCAGAUCAGACGACCGGAUUUGCAGAAGAGCGCACCUUGUUCUGUGACUUAAUGGGGAAGUGA